Molecule: messenger RNA, 2181 nt
Organism: Bradysia coprophila
Lineage: Eukaryota; Metazoa; Arthropoda; Insecta; Diptera; Sciaridae
Product: L-gulono-1,4-lactone dehydrogenase-like
Cellular component (GO): membrane
Molecular function (GO): FAD binding; D-arabinono-1,4-lactone oxidase activity
Source: RefSeq, a predicted model, not a curated record
GUUGUACAAUAAGACUGGAAGCUAUAAGGCCACAAACAAUUCGUGACCGUUAUUCAGUGACUUACAGAAAAUUGAAUAAAAAUGUUAUUGAAAUCGGGGUCUUGCUACUUUCUCUUUGGUAUAAUUUUCUCGCCUUUCCUACAUUGUUCGAUGUCUACUAAGGAAUACUCAACAUAUCGCCGGUAUCCAUUGUGCCAACCUUAUGACUAUAUAAGAUAUCCAAAGAGUAUUGGUGAUGUGGUUAAAAUCGUGAAAGAAGCAAUCAGUAAAAAGCUAACGGUAAAAGCAUUUGGUGUUCGACAUUCUCAAACGGACAUCAUCUGCACAGAAGGAAUUCCAGUUGAUAUGACUGGACUGCAAUCCAUGAAAAUGAAUGACGAUAAAACAGCAACGUUUGGUGCAGGUUUGAACUUACGGGAAGCAACAACGUUUUUGCGUUUAUAUGAUAGAGGAUUCAGAACUACACCCGCGUAUGGCAAUAUAACGAUCGGUGGAGCGAUUGGAACUGGAGCACAUGGUUCUACAAUAAGGUAUCAUGCUUCUAUUUCUUCUCAAGUAGCUAAAUUGAAAAUUGUCGACGGAAAGGGUGAUAUAAAAGAGAUAACAGAUCCGGAGGAUUUGAAAGCUUUCAAAAUACAUCUGGGUCUUCUGGGAAUUGUAGUCGAAGUAACAAUGAAUACUGUGAAACUAUACAAAACGCUCGCUCACAACUAUGUUGUGUCCGAUGAAAUACUCACAAAUGGUAAUGCAGUGGACAUUGCGAAGAAUACAGACCAAGUAGCGCUUUACUGGUUCCCGGCAUUCAAUGAAGUUGUGGUGUCUAAUUGGACAAUUGUAGAUAAAGCAACUCCAGGAACUGACUAUACGAAUGAUCAUACGCCAUCGGUGUACAGUAAUUUUGCAUUAAUCAGUGCCUUGGCUAAGGAAAUUGCUUUCGGUCUAACGGAAAGUUCAUGCCCUGCGGCCACUACUCUCGGCUACACCGUUCUUCAUGCCAUCGAAUACUUUUUGGAAUUAGCGCUGCUAAUCCCAUUACCUGACUGGGUACCAAUUUAUGCGACUCAGGGAGGGGUUUUUCAGAAUCCAGCUGUUGGUUACUAUGACGAAAUGUUUGCUCCAAUUUGUUAUGACGAGCCGCAAGGCAUACUAGGAAGGGCCUGUGCUUGGUCCCAUGGUGUGAACGGUAUUACAAUUCUCGACAAUGAGUUCGGUCUUGAGCUAUCUCGGCUAGGCGAGUUUAUCGAAGAAGUGAAAGCAAUUAUUAAAGCGACGCCGACUGCAUUCCCAUUACAAGGAAUUUUGAUGAGAUUUUCAGACAAAUCGGAUAUCUACAUGUCUACGGCUUAUGGCAGACAAACUGUGCAUUUUGAAUUCUAUGUGUGGAACAGAAAAGACAUUUACAAUCGACCGUCAGGAAGUCUGGCUGGUUAUCAAACCAUUUUACAAACGCUGACAAAUGAAUUCAAUGCUAGAUCUCAUUGGGGCAAAAGUGGACUGGUUUAUCAUGAUUCGGAGAGUAUUGACCUGAAAUUGGACAAAACUGCUAGGAGAAAUUUCGUGGCCAUCAUGAACAAAUAUGAUCCGAACGAGCUAUUCAUAAACAAUUUCGGUCGUCGUCUGAAACAAACUGGAACGAAAAUCGACAUGGAUCCAUUGACAAAACAUUGUGCCAUAUUGGACAAUUGCAUCUGCUCGGAGAACGACGAUUGUGCAUCCACACAAAUAUGUACAACCCUUCCUGGGUACACUUACAACGUUUGCCAAACCAAAAAUGAAAUCGCCGAAGUCGUGUUCGAUAAAAGUGUAUUGCCACCCCCGCUCGGCAUUGUGAAAUAUCUUGUGUCAGUGGUUCCUACACUAAUUAAGACUGUUAUUUCUGAUUGUACACUGAAAGGUGUAGUUGGAACCGUAGGAUUGUUAAUUAAAGGAGUUACUCAAGUCGACAACGUACUCGAAACCAUAGGUACAUUAGGUAAACAGCUGAGUGAAUUGAAAUCACUAGGGGACGUUGUCGGAGCCGUAGAUGAUCUACUCGUUGGUGUCGUAAGUGGUUAACCGAUUUAUGUAGUGAUGAAUUUUGUCGCAAUGAUAAAUACUUUCGGUAUGCGACCGUGCUUAGGUAAAUAUUUUGUUGAAGAUAAGAAAAAAGUAAAUAAUUUUGAGAUAAAGAAAUUUUGCAAA